Messenger RNA from Cetraspora pellucida, 1063 nucleotides. NCBI's taxonomy places the organism in Eukaryota, Fungi, Glomeromycota, Glomeromycetes, Diversisporales, Gigasporaceae. The record is from the annotation of a GenBank genome assembly.
AUGUCUCUUGUUGCUGAUUACAGCUCGGACGUUUCGAAUAGUGACGAAGAAAUCUUAUCAACUGAAAUAAGUAGGGAAGCUCCAGAAAAUACUAUAUCUUCUUUACUUCCACCACCAAAAACCUUGUCUAAAAGCAAGAAGGAAGGUCCUGUAAAAAUUGUAGUUGACUUACCGCAAAUCAGUCAAAUAGAUCUUGAGGAAGAAAAUGUAUCAAAGAAACCGAAAACAAGCAGUUCAAAAAAUAGUUUAUUUGCACUUUUACCGGCACCCAAAAGAACUAUAACAAAUGAGCGGAGACCAAACGAUAAUGGAUCAACAACUCAGGCUGCAUUAAAAACAACGAAUUUUAUGCCUCAUGCGAUCACAAGAAAGAAACCAGCCAUACAAACAAAAUCCGAUAAUUCAUUAGGUUCUGAGUUUAAACAAUUAACUACAAGAAUUGAAGAUAAUACUGGAGACAUAAACACAAUCACAGAAUCAUUUUUUCCGUUAGGGCCUGAGAUAACGAAUAUAAAAUCAAUUAAUGAGACCAAGGAUGCAUCUACAACUUUUUUUACCACUAGAGACAAUGUCGAAUCCUAUGCAAGUGCAGGUGCUUCGAGCGCAACUGACAGUCCUUUUCCCACAGAUGGAUAUACAUAUAACGAAUAUAACAAAUAUCAUAAUGAUGGCCAGUGGCAAGAAAAUGCAAAUACUUACGUAGAAUACCAGGAAAUCUAUGAUGAACCACAAGGCAGUGAGCAGACACAAUUGAAUUGGGAGCUAGAUGACGAAAUGUUUCAAAAACUGGGAGGCCGAAGAGGAAAGAGGGAGGGACCAAUUAAAAUUAAAGAAAUUAACGCAGCCGAUCAAAUGGCUGAUUCAUGGCAAUCUCAGGUUGCCAAUUUGUCAAAACCGACCAGAGGACCAAGCGAAGGAUCUGCGCGUUUAAAACCCACUAGAGGCCAGAAGAGGAGACAUAACCUAAUGUAUCUAGCUUUUCAUGCAACUUCAAUGGAAAGUGAAUUGAAAGAACAGCAUGCAUCAAAUAAAAAAACCAAGAGAGAAACACAAGCAAAAUAUG